Colletotrichum spaethianum is the source of this 1875-nucleotide messenger RNA. RefSeq names its product putative S-adenosyl-L-methionine-dependent RNA methyltransferase RSM22, mitochondrial. The transcript is spliced from 2 exons. The coding region runs from base 1 to 1875 and encodes 624 amino acids. Lineage: Eukaryota; Fungi; Ascomycota; Sordariomycetes; Glomerellales; Glomerellaceae. The record is from RefSeq and is a predicted model, not a curated record. Gene Ontology annotation, molecular function: protein binding.
AUGCCGCACUUCGACCAGCUCGACGCCCCCAAAAAGGGCAAGCCCAUCAAGUCUGCUUUUGAUAGUGAGAGCUUCGACGCCGACGGCACGAUCCAUGUGGCCGGAUUGGUGGGAUCAGCGACAAUCUCACCUUCUGGUAGGGAUGUCGCAUUGGCAUCGCCCGAAGGCUUGUCCAUCAUUGACUUGGACUCGCCAUACAACCCUCCCCGCCGACUCAGCAGCCAUGGCUCACCGUGGCUUGUCACCGACGUUCAGUGGUCUCCUUUCGCAGCCCGCGACUACUGGGUCGUCUCCACGGCUAAUCACCGUGCACUGGUGUGGAAUCUCAACUUGCGAGACGAUUCAACCUCUGGAGCUAUCGAGCACUCCCUCCAAGGUCACAGCAGGGCCAUCACAGACAUCAACUGGGCCGCACAUCAUCCCGAUCAGCUCGCGUCGUGCGCUGUCGAUGGUUACGUCCACUGCUGGGAUCUCAGGCGCCCAAGACAACCUGUGCUGACCUUUUGUGACUGGUUUGCCGGCGCCACGCAAGUCAAGUACAACCGUCAGGACCCGCACAUUCUGGCCUCAUCCCAUGACAGGUGGUUGCACAUCUGGGACGAGCGACGGUCGUGCGAGCCUCUGAAGUCCAUCAGCGCGCAUACCUCCAAGAUCUACGGCAUUGAUUGGAACCGAACCAGGUCCACGGGCAUCGUCACAUGUUCCUUGGAUAAACACAUCAAGUUUUGGGACUACGGCAGCGACCAGGAUGUUCCAGAGCGUGUCAUACGCACCGAGUUCCCGGUGUGGCGGGCUCGUCAUACCCCUUUUGGCUGUGGCCUCCUGGCUAUGCCUCAGAAUGAACCAGGCGAUCUGUAUCUGUACGACGCGCGACCGCCUCCCAAGGAUCCCGACGAUGGACCGACGGAACCGGUUGCGGUCUUCCCUGGGCACGGCAACCACAAGGCCAAGGAGUUCUUGUGGAGAAGUAGAGGGGGCGUAACCGAUGACGGCUUGGACGAGAGAGAUUUCCAACUGGUCUCUUGGGGCGAGGACAAUGAGCUGCGGUUACAACAUGUCGACCCGUCCAUUCUCGAGGCCGUGGGCUACGUCAAGGGAAUGCCGGCGAGGAAAAAUUUGGUCCUUACACGCAAAGGUGCUGCCUACAAGACGUUCCGGACGGUUGAGGACAGCGUUAGCCGAGACCGAAGGAGUGCGACGAUGAGCGACCCUCGGAACAGCGCACAAUAUCGGCAGAGCGCCCUGACAUUGGGUAUGCGCUCAGGGCCGACUACAUACUCUAAGCUUGGUGCCGCUUGGAAAGGUUCCUCCAUGAAAGCUAAGAGUGCCUCUAAAGAGAUGGACCGCAGUCAGGCGCAUAUCGGCUGGAUGAAGGGAAUCAUGAUGAACAAGAGAAAGGCCUCCACCGACAGUCCCCGAAGGGCAGAUUCGAAAGACUCAAGCAUGUUCAGCCCUGGAUACAUGGACGACGACAAGUGGGGAGAUCCGGAGACCAUCCAGGAAGAGUUCCUGCGCAUCAGCAUGCAGCUUCCCAAGGUGAAGUGGGAGCAUAUUGAUAUGGACAACCUGACGCUCAACGCCUCGCUCAAUGGUCCAUGGGGCCCCCAUGGUGAAACCAUCUUCAUCAAGGUCACUGUUGACAUUCCUUCCAACUACCCCAAAGUCAAAGCUCCGAGGUUCUUCAUCGAAAAGACUGGCUUCAUGUCGGAGAGGACGCAUAGGAAGAUUGAGCACGAGAUCCACGAGCUUUGUCAGCAGUUCCUGGAGCGAAAGCAGAAUUGCUUAGACGUUGCGUUCUCCUACCUCUUGGGCGAAAUCGACCUUGCAGCGAGUACGAAUUUCUUCAAAAACGUCAAGGACCUCGACGACCCCUAG